AUGCAGCUGGUCCGGUGGCAUGGAACGAGUGUUUACACGGUAGUGGUGCUAGCUAAAUUUGUCUGGCAUCCGGCCUUUUCUUCUUCGUCGGGAUUGGGAAGGACCAUGGCUGGCGGCUUUAGAGUGCUGCAUCUUGUGAGGCCCUUUCUGGGUUUCUUACCGGAAGUACAGAGUGCUGAUAGGAGAAUUCCAUUCAGAGAGAAACUCAUCUACACCGUUAUUUCCCUCUUCAUUUUCCUAGUGUGCAGCCAGCUCCCGCUCUAUGGCAUCCAUUCAACUACUGGAGCUGACCCUUUCUACUGGUUGCGUGCUAUUCUUGCAUCAAACCGUGGUACUGUUAUGGAGCUGGGUAUCACUCCAAUUGUGACAUCUGGAAUGGUGAUGCAACUUCUGGUAGGAUCAAAGAUCAUUGAAGUUGACAACAGUGUGAGAGAGGAUCGUGCACUUCUGAAUGGUGCACAAAAGUUGCUUGGUAUCCUGAUUGCUAUUGGAGAAGCUGUGGCAUAUGUCUUGUCUGGAAUGUAUGGCAGUGUAAGCCAACUAGGAACAGGGAAUGCUAUUCUCAUUAUACUUCAGCUUUUCUUUGCUGGCAUCAUUGUCAUCUGUCUGGAUGAACUUCUCCAGAAAGGAUAUGGUUUGGGUUCUGGCAUUUCUCUAUUCAUCGCUACCAACAUCUGUGAGAAUAUCAUCUGGAAGGCGUUUAGCCCCACAACCAUCAACAGCGGACGUGGUGCUGAAUUUGAAGGGGCUGUCAUUGGAUUGUUCCAUCUGUUGAUUACCAGAACUGACAAAGUCCGUGCCCUACGUGAGGCUUUCUACCGCCAGAAUCUUCCAAACGUGACCAACUUACUUGCUACUGUCCUGGUCUUCCUCAUUGUUAUCUAUUUCCAAGGCUUCCGUGUUGUGCUUCCAGUGAGAUCAAGGAAUGCCCGUGGGCAGCAGGGUUCAUAUCCAAUUAAACUGUUUUACACAUCGAAUAUGCCCAUCAUCCUGCACUCUGCGCUGAUUACCAACCUCUACUUUAUAUCUCAGCUUCUUUACAAGAAGUUCAGUGGCAACUUCCUGGUUAACCUUCUCGGUAUAUGGAAGGAAUCUGAGUAUUCAGGCCAUUCUAUUCCCGUUGGUGGUCUUGCAUACUAUGUAACUGCCCCAUCAAGUUUGGCUGAUGUUGUCGCAAAUCCAUUCCAUGCGCUGUUCUAUGUGGUCUUCAUGCUGUCAGCUUGCGCUCUCUUCUCAAAGACAUGGAUCGAAGUUUCUGGUUCAUCGGCGAGGGAUGUUGCUAGGCAGCUCAAGGAACAACAAAUGGUGAUGCCAGGCCAUCGCGAGUCAAACUUGGAGAGGGAGUUGAACAGAUACAUCCCCACUGCUGCUGCAUUUGGAGGAGUGUGCAUUGGCGCGUUGACAGUCCUAGCUGAUUUCAUGGGUGCAAUCGGUUCAGGAACCGGUAUACUGCUCGCUGUCACCAUCAUAUACCAAUACUUCGAGACUUUCGAGAAGGAAAGGGCGACCGAGCUUGGUUUCUUCGGCUUCUGA
Messenger RNA from Triticum turgidum subsp. durum (durum wheat), 1533 nucleotides. Lineage: Eukaryota; Viridiplantae; Streptophyta; Magnoliopsida; Poales; Poaceae. The record is from the annotation of a GenBank genome assembly.